AUGGCGGCGGCUGGCCGGCUCCGCGACACCACCGACUCGCACUUCCGCGGCGUGAGGAAGCGCCCCUGGGGCCGCUUCGCCGCCGAGAUCAGGGAUCCCGCGAAGAAGAGCCGCGUCUGGCUGGGCACUUUCGACACGGCCGAGGAGGCCGCCCGCGCCUACGACGCCGCCGCCCGCCGAUUCCGCGGCCACAAGGCCAAGACCAACUUCCCUCCUCCCACCGAUUCCAACCUUGUGCACCUCACCCUCGGCCGGCCGGCGAUGCUCAAUCUCCGGCCCGAGUCGCGGCAGGAAAUUAUCCAAGUGAUUAACCAAAUGCGGCGCCCCACGCUGGAUUUUCUAGGGAGCGAUUCAGAGUCGUGUUCGGCCGUGGUGGACAUGCCGGGAAGAGGCAUCGCUCUCGAUCUCAACCUCCCUCCUCCCGAAUAUACUUAG
This is a messenger RNA of Salvia hispanica, 435 nucleotides long. The record is from RefSeq and is a predicted model, not a curated record. Lineage: Eukaryota; Viridiplantae; Streptophyta; Magnoliopsida; Lamiales; Lamiaceae.